Messenger RNA from Ricinus communis (castor bean), 3319 nucleotides. Its product is annotated as serine/threonine-protein kinase D6PKL1. The record is from RefSeq and is a predicted model, not a curated record. Gene Ontology annotation, molecular function: protein serine/threonine kinase activity; ATP binding. The transcript is spliced from 3 exons. Gene Ontology annotation, cellular component: nucleus; cytoplasm; plasma membrane. The coding region runs from base 559 to 3102 and encodes 847 amino acids. Gene Ontology annotation, biological process: protein phosphorylation. Lineage: Eukaryota; Viridiplantae; Streptophyta; Magnoliopsida; Malpighiales; Euphorbiaceae.
GAAAAUCGGAGUAUUUUUUUUAUUCUUUUUCGGUUUUUUGUGGGAAGAAAAAUACAGAAGAGGAAGAAGAGUAUGUAAUGUAAUGUGGUGUCUGUGUCUAAGAUUUCCGGCAUAACAGAGAAAGAAACAGUAAGUAUCUCUUCUGUAGCGGUGAAAGAAAAGAGAAAAGGAGUCACAUUUCUCGUGAUUUGCAUUUCUUUCCCUUUCUCUUUCCUCAUUCACUCUCUCUCGUGCCCUAAACCUAACGCUCCCUUCUUUCCUCUUCUUUUCUCUUUUCUACUCUCUCUGCCCCUUCUGCUCAUGAUGCUUUUCUCUCUCUCUCUCUCUUCCCGUUUGAUCACCGCCUCCGAUCGUACUUCAGGAUUUCAAUCGUCAUUUUGAGGCUAGUGAAAGGGUUAAAAUAGGCCAUUUAAGACAGGAAAUCAGUAUGAUCGGAGAGAAUCUCAAAGGUUAUGUUUCUGUGCUACUUUACCUACGAAAUUCUUCUUCAGAAAUGGGCUAGUGUGUUCUUGCAACAGGAUAUUAGUUCUUUGUAGCUUUUUAGUGAAUCUUGUAGAGAUGGAUGCUUUGCCAAGCACUUCUGAAAUUGUUGAAUCAACUGAAGAAUUAGACUUUGAUUUGAAAAUGGACGAGAAUGCUGGAAAACAUUCUUAUCCAUUGUCAGGUAAUAGGUAUUCUAUAGAGGAUGACAUCAAUCGUCUUUUCGAAGCAAUUGACAUUAGAACUUCAACUAAGGGCCUUGGUCUAACCCAUGAAAGCAGUAAAGAUAGUUUACGGAAGAAAGCGAUGAAAAGACCAAUCAGAGUUGGUUCACCACAAAUGUCAGGAAUUGGAAUUUCUGAGCCUGUGAGUUUGAAGCAGGCAUUGAGGGGCUUAUGCAUCUCUCAGGCAUCAGAAAUGGCUGCAAUGAAGCGAUUAUCAAGACCAGCAACUUCAUCAGGGGCCUCAGAAGCAGGAACUAUCAAGAGGUUGUACAGGGCAGUCGUAGUCGAGGCAAAUGGAUCUGGCCUCCCCCUGAAUGAUGGUAACGGUAACUUGGUGGAAAUAUCCCUUGUACCAGAAAGAGUCGCAUCAAACUCCUCAGAGAAGUGCGAAUCAUCACAAAUGGACAAGUCUCAGUUUCUAUAUCAAAAUGCUCAUUCUUCACAAGAUCAAGCUGUACCAUUGCAUACAGUGCCAAUUACUGAAAUACCAAAGGCAGAAAACAAAAGGCUUCAGCCUACAGACUUUCCAUCUAGCAGUCAUGCUAGUGAGAAACUACCAGAGGUGGAUGAAAAGAGUUCAGCCUCAAUUAAAGUUUAUUCCAAGCCUCCACUGCCAGAGGGGCAGAGAAACCAUUUACACACAGCAUAUUUACCAUCUAAUUGCAGCCCUGUUGGUGUGGUGAACAGCUCUGCAUGUAAUAGUCCACGCUUUAUGAAGCCAAUCUUCAGAAACAAGAGCUUUUUGAAGAAGAAAGUAAAGCAGGAGUUGCCUCCUGUCUCCAGCAUUUCCAAUUUAUGUAGAGGAAAAGUCAAUAAUGAUCAGGAUCCUAGCACAAGCAAUUCAGACCCUUGUGACUGUACUCCAGAGGUUGUAAGCCAAGAAAGUAUGAAAUCAUCUCCAGCAUCCAGUGCUAUGAAUCAUAUUAUUGAAUGCAAUUCAGGCAUUGAGGAGACAAGUUCAAGCAAACUUGGUUCAAGUAAUUCUGAUUACAGAACAAAGUCUAUAUUGACAAAAGUUGACGAAAGAUCAAGGUCAAGAGAAAAGGGUGAGUUCUCCCAAAGUUCAAAAAGUAGCAUUGGUGAUUAUAGUAGUAGCACAAGUGUUAGUGAAGAUAGCAAUCUAAGCGGGUCUAGUCGUUGUGGCACUAGGCCACAUAUGUCUAGGGAUUUAAGGUGGGAAGCCAUUCGUCAAGUUCAGAGGCAGCAUGGAAGAUUAGGUCUGAAGCACUUCAAGCUCAUCAAGAAGCUUGGCUGUGGGGAUAUUGGAUCCGUUUAUCUUGCUGAGCUAACUGGUACAAAUUGUCUGUUUGCAUUGAAAGUGAUGGACAAUGAAUUUUUGGCAAGCAGGAAGAAGAUGUCCAGGGCGGAAACUGAAAGAGAAAUUCUACAGAUGCUGGAUCAUCCUUUUCUCCCCACAUUAUAUGCCCAUUUUGUGUCUGACAGAUUCUCAUGCUUGGUUAUGGAGCAUUGUUCAGGCGGAGAUCUGCAUGUGCUGAGGCAGAAGCAACCAAGCAGGAGUUUCUCUGAACAAGCAGCAAGGUUUUAUGUCGCUGAAGUCCUCCUUGCACUUGAGUAUUUGCACAUGCUUGGAGUUGUUUAUCGUGAUUUAAAACCAGAAAAUAUUUUGGUCCGAGAAGAUGGGCACAUCAUGCUCUCAGAUUUUGACUUGUCACUCAGGUGUGCUGUUAACCCAAUUCUGGUUCAAUCAGCUUCACCAGUUGAAGAACCCACUAAAAAGAUGUCAAGUCCAUGCUCUGAAGCUAGCUGCAUUGACCCUUUCUGCCUCCACCCAGCCUGGCAAGUUUCAUGUUUCACUCCUCGUCUUCUAUCAGUUGCUGCGAAAUCUCGCAAGUUAAAGUCUGACCUAGCUGCUCAAGUCAGUCCGCUGCCACAGCUGGUAGUGGAGCCUACUAAUGCGCGAUCUAACUCCUUUGUCGGAACUCAUGAAUACCUUGCUCCAGAGAUUAUCAAAGGCGACGGUCACGGUAGUGCUGUUGACUGGUGGACAUUUGGGAUCUUCCUGUUCGAGCUAUUAUAUGGUAGGACACCCUUCAAAGGGUCAGGAAAUGAGGAAACAUUGUCCAAUGUGGUCUCCAGAAGCCUCAAGUUUCCAAGUAGUCCGAUAGUCAGUUUUCAUGCACGUGAUCUGAUUAGAGGCUUGCUGAUAAAAGAACCUGAAAAUCGGUUAGGAUCUGCAAAAGGGGCUGCAGAGAUCAAACAGCACUCUUUCUUUGAAGGCCUGAACUGGGCACUGAUACGAUGUGCAAUACCACCUGAGAUGCCCAAGUUAUGUGAUACUGGAAUUGGCACAACUACCACAUUUUCUCAGAACAAAGAGGGCACAAAAUGUAAGGAAUCUAAGGGUACAGAAGACUAUACAGAGUUUGAGAUGUUUUAGAUUGAGAAAGGAAGAUGUUUGAUUUUUCUUUUUUAAAAAUGAGAUUUCUCAUCCUUGUUGUAACCGAUAUGUAUUUAUAGCAUAUAGUGUAAAAAUGUAAUUCUGAAAAUUGGCGGCAGCCUGUCGGAUAUGGGAUAUAUGUAUACCUUACCAAUAGUUUAGAUUUGGAAAUCCAGAAGUGGGGAAAUAGCAUUAAUCUCUCUGACUUGUUUGAGCA